AUGGAAGCUCGGGAGCACUGGAUGAUACACCUGCAGAGGGUCUACUACCCCAUCCUCGCAGCCAUCGGAAUCCCCUCUAACAUUAUGUCUUUCCUGAUCUUCUGGAGACGCAAAUGCAUGUUCUCCAAAUCAAGCACCCUCUACCUGAUGUCUAUUUUCAUAGCCGAUACAGCUAUCCUGGUCUUUAUGGUGGUGUUGGGGCUCUCCAUUAAAUACCUCACAGUGGAGCCCUUCUGGUCUCUGGAACCAUGGUGCAGCCUGCGGGACAUCUUCACAUACGGUGCCUCCAACACUUCGACGUGGCUAGUGGUGGCUUUCACUGUGGAGCGUUACCUCUCCAUUACUACCUUCAGUCUCAGGAAGCAUUUUGGGAUCCCUUAUGGUACAGUAUGGACUAUCUGCAUUAUCUUUGUGCUUGGUCACUUGAUGGCGUUGCCAUACUACUGGGCCUAUGUUUCCGUGUACAGCCAGGAUCUUCAGCGCUGGGUCUGCAUACAUAAACCAAAUGCCACUAUUCAGUACACACUUACCAUACUGAGCAUGCAGACAGUCGUCUCUUACAUUUUGCCCUUUGUCAUUAUUGCCGUCUUGAAUGGCCUGACCCUGCGCCAGAUCUCUCUCAUUAAUCGAGUGCAUGUAAUAUGUAACUCAGGCCAAAAGGUGACAUCGCUUCUACGUUCACGAAAGAGGAAAUCUGUGGUGCUUUUAUUGACCCUGUCCAUAACUUUUGUGCUGCUGAACAUCACACGCUCGAUCACUCAGAUUAUCCAGUGCACUAAGGGCUGGGCAUUGAAUCGUGAUGACUACAGCCUGAGCAUCAAUGUCGCAGCGGACAUCGGCACCAUGUUCAGCCUUAGCAAUGCCGCCGUAAAUAUGUACUUGUAUGCGUGCACACAGACCAAAUUUAGACAGGAAGUUAUAAAAUGCGUCAAAUAUUCUCUGUGGAGAUGCUACUUGAACAGAAAUGGUCCAUCAAGACAAAAAUGA
Molecule: messenger RNA, 987 nt
Organism: Clarias gariepinus (North African catfish)
Lineage: Eukaryota; Metazoa; Chordata; Actinopteri; Siluriformes; Clariidae
Product: probable G-protein coupled receptor 139
Exons: 2
Coding region: 1-987 (328 amino acids)
Biological process (GO): G protein-coupled receptor signaling pathway
Cellular component (GO): membrane
Molecular function (GO): G protein-coupled receptor activity
Source: RefSeq, a predicted model, not a curated record